This is a messenger RNA of Chelonia mydas (Green sea turtle), 2895 nucleotides long. It is a transcript of the gene REEP6, whose product is annotated as receptor accessory protein 6. The record is from RefSeq and is a predicted model, not a curated record. NCBI's taxonomy places the organism in Eukaryota, Metazoa, Chordata, Testudines, Cheloniidae. Bases 93 to 860 code for a protein of 255 amino acids. The transcript is spliced from 6 exons.
GCCCGGCCCGGCCCCGGCCCCGGCCGCGAAGCCGAUAGAGAGCCAGCAGCCGCCGCGGGAGCCGGAGCGCGGCUUGCCCCGUCGCAGCAGCCAUGGGCUCCCUGCAGCAGCGCUUCCAGAGCUUCCUCGACCAGCCCAGCCUGCUCACCGACCUGCUGGGCCGGCUGGAGGCCAAGACCGGCGUCAAGCGCUACUAUCUGGCCACAGGUACCAUCGCGUUCCUGGGGCUGUACCUCCUGUUUGGAUAUGGCGCCUCGCUGCUGUGUAACCUCAUUGGUUUUGUCUACCCAGCCUACGUCUCCAUCAAAGCCAUUGAAAGCACCAACAAGGACGAUGAUACCAUGUGGCUCACCUACUGGGUGGUAUAUGGAGUCUUCAGUGUGGCAGAGUUUUUUUCCGACACCUUCCUCUACUGGUUCCCGUUUUACUAUGCUGGAAAGUGCCUGUUCCUGGUCUGGUGCAUGGCGCCCAUCUCCUGGAAUGGCUCCCACGUGUUGUACCAAAAUGUCAUCCGGCCCUGCUUCCUGAAGCACCACCAGACAGUAGACCACGUGCUCAGUGACCUGAGCAGCAAGGCACUCGACACUGCUUCGACAGUCACCAGAGAAGGAACAUGCGCGCGCUCUCCACCCUUCUCUCGUUCCGUAACUUUGUGGCCAGACAGAGCCCUGUCUCCUCUCCGCAGCGAUACGAAUCGGCUCGUAAUCUCUUGCCUCUUCUCUGUUUUCUCUCUCUUCCCUUGUGCCUCUCUGCACAGUCCUCCAUGCGCUGGCCAACAGCAGAGCCCGUCUGGUGUCCGAGGGGGCCACAGCUCAGCUUGUCUCAUCCAAAGCAGCAGUGCACCUUGGUCUAGAAUCUGACAAGACCAAGUGAGGACGGAGCUCCAAGGUGCCGGCUGUUCUGAGUUUCCCACUGCAACUCCCUAAACCAAAGGCUUGAAGUAACCCACGGGCACCUGUCAAUAAACCAGUGAUUCCUCUUCCCACUCUGAAACCACAAUGGCCAGUAGCAACAGCAAGCAACUGGCUCUAAGCUGUCUAAGAAGUACACCUUCCAGAUCUCCCCAAACCUAAAGAGCUCCAGCAGAUAUAAAAUUGCGGCCAGGCACUUGCUGGGAGUCAGCACCUAGGCACUGUUGGACCUUCUGAUCUCAAAUAGAGACACAAUUUGGUAGUUCCUGUUUUGCAGGCAGCCGUUAUUCUGCAGGAAGGCUGUCAGCUCUGCACUAGAUCACAGGGGCUGCUGGUGCAUUUUCCCCAAUCGUGUUUUAUGACGUAGACCACAGAUUGGAGGGGGAGGCAGGCCCCUGGAGCUAGCCUGAGACCCGCCCGUCUAGUAUUUUUGUGACCUGAGCUUAGGUGUAGAAUCAUGAUGCAGUAUAACUCCCGGCUAUAAAGCCUUCAAGCCCCCAUCCUGUUUCCCCCACCCCCAGGCUACACAGUCAUCCUAACGCAGGAUCCUUUGCAAUAAACCACAGCACAAAAGGGAGAAGUAAGUGGGUUCUGUAGCCACUGGCUCUUCAGCUGUCAACCCACAGGUUGUUUUUCUGUCUCCGGCUUGUUCAGUUUUCACUUCAGCAGGCUCGGGUCCAGCCCCAGAGCAGGCAGCUCUUCUCUUCCCCUCGCACACCCCGGCCUUGUGCUGCCCCUCUCUGAAGACAGGGGCCAAGCUUCCGGUAAACAACCAAGCCGGGAGAGGGGCGGGUUUGCGAACAAUGCUGGCUGAAACAGAAGGAUGUUCAUGCCUGGCUUCAAGGGGAGGGAGUUCCAGACUAUUCGCUCUUCUGCAAUCCCUAGCAAUAGCACACCACAGAGGUUGCUGCUCUGCUUUGUGAUCAUAAAACGAACCACAGCGGCGUGCUGUGGGGGCUGCAGGGAGCUCUACGGGGCAGCAGAAGUGGGGAAUUAACAUGCACGUGAAGCUGUUACCUCCAGGGAGAUCCUGCGAUCCACAGAAACGUUCAGCUCUUUAAUCCUUUCGAAGGAGGAAAAAGGCAGCAGUCCUGCGUGACUUUGGAAAUGCUGACUCACGUUUUUUUAACCCUCUGCUGGCACUACCCUGCUAGCGGUUACGCAGCUGACUGAACGUCCAUACCAGUUCAGAGUCUGCCUCUGCCCGAAUCCCGGCACUGAGUGCAGCUCCAGGAAGGGGUCCCCAGGGAGUUUUUUGGUCUCACCCAGGCAACAGCAGUGCAGUAGGGGACAGGUGCCCUUUGCGGGGAGGGGGAAGUUAGCACCAACCUGUGAGCAGCAUGCACUCCAUAGCCUGCGGGCCUGCAGCUGUGCUUCCAUCCUAGCAGGCUGCUUUGGCAAUCAUACCUGUCCUGGAAGUCUGGUUAGGUGUUGGCUCUGCAGUUCACUUCCAGAACUGGACAAGGCAGGGUCUUCCAGUAGGGUGCGUGCUGUGGGCAGGAUGCUUUCAGGGCAUGUUUGCUUUCCAGUGCUUUGGCAUCCGGCUUUUGCUAGCUUUGACAUCUUUCACUAAACCAACAAGCUGUAACUUAACUUGGACCAAAUCUUAAUCCUGUUUGAGCUUGGAAAACUCUGAUCUUAGGCUGCCCCUUGCUCCCUCCACACUUCAGACCCUGAACUCUAGCAUGUCUGUGUUCUGCUUGCAAUUCACCAUCUCCGUCCUCUUUAGAAAAUAAAAUGUUAAUGUCUCUAAUUUACUUCAUCAGAUCCUGGCAGGGGGCAAUCUCAACAAGCUGUGAAUUCUGUAGGGAGCAACAGGCUUCCAUUUGUCCUCAGUGGUAACUCCAUCAAGGUACAGCAGUUCAUGUACUGGCUGCUUUUUUAUUUAAAAAAAAAAAAAAUUGCUCAUAACGGGAUUCUCUUCCCCCCCCUCAUUUGUAUUCAUUUAUUUUGUUUGAAACCGAAUAAAUGUGACUCAAACUUG